AUGGCUUUAAGUGUACAAAAUAAGAAUUUUUUAUCGCUUUUGUCGGCGAUAGAUAUUGAUUUAAAUCAAUUUCCGGACAAAAGUUUUGAUGGCUUAUUUGAAAAUGUUCCCGAGGACAUUAGUUUUUUUUUCGAUUGGAUAAUAGAUAAUAUAACCUCUGAAAAUGCUCUUACCAAAGUAGAAGAAAUGCAUUAUUUUGAACUUGAAAAAAAUAAUAUGGUACCAAGUUUAACAGAAGUGGAUUUUGUUCUUUCUACUAACAAAAUUUCUUUUGAUGAACUACAAACAUUAGAUGCAGAUUACAUUAGUAAUUUAAUGGUGGAAGAUUUGGAGGAUUUAAAAGAAACCAACAGAAGUUUAAAUGAUGUUUUACAAAAUAUCGCGCAAGUUCAAACUGAGGUGAACAAAAUAUUUAAUAAAACUGCUGAAAAAAAUAAUUUUUGGAAAAAUGAACUCAAUAUAAUCAAGGAAAAAUGCUAUGAAACAAAUGAAUUGUUUGAUGCGGCUGUUGAAAAUCUCAAUGAGUUAUUAUUAAAGGAACCGAAUAUUUUAAUACAAGGAACUAAUUAUCAGUCCUUACUUGAAAAAGAAAAUGGAAUUUUUUGUAAUAUUGAUAAUUACAAUUUACCACAUAAUGAAAAUUUUCAUCGAAAAAAUCAAAUUCAAUUUUUAAACAAAAUGGAAGAAAAUUUAAAAAUUAGCGAAACUUUAUUGGCUUUAUCCAAAGGUAUAAAAAAUUAUAAAGAUUUACAAAAGGAGUCAGUUUCAUUUAUCGAUGAAUAUAAAACACAUUGUAUCAAUAAUGUUAGAAAUUUCGAAUUAAAAGAGCAGAAAUUUAAUGAAACUUUAAAAGAAAAUGGUCAUUCGUUUUUAAAUGAAAUUAAUGAUUUGUUAAUCGAUCUUUUCAUGGUAUUUCAAAAAUGUGUUGAAAAAAAUGAUGAAUUAUCUAGAAAGAUUAAACGACUUCUCAAUAAAUAUUUAGAAGCCAAAACUUUGGUUAGAAAAAGUGAUAGAAAAAAUGCACUUUUAUGGAUUGAUUUUGUAACAAAUUCAGGAAGUUUACAAGAAAUAAUGAAAAAAUAUUCUCGCAUCAGCUCCAGAUGA
Messenger RNA from Pediculus humanus corporis (human body louse), 1104 nucleotides. RefSeq lists its product as uncharacterized. The record is from RefSeq and is a predicted model, not a curated record. The transcript has 5 exons. The coding region runs from base 1 to 1104 and encodes 367 amino acids. NCBI's taxonomy places the organism in Eukaryota, Metazoa, Arthropoda, Insecta, Psocodea, Pediculidae.